UGGAAGCGGACACGAUCAGUUAACAGAGGAACUGGACACCCUCACUACCGGUCACCCGCCUCCCCCCGCGUCUCCGAUCGUCACCUACUCUCCGGUCGGCGCUUCGACGCCCUGCCAGCCGCCGUCCGAGUGGCGCACCUGUUGCGCUACCGUCCGCCGUUUAUUGGCCGUCACCUGCCGCCGAAUGGCCCGCGGAGGCCUUGACAUUGGUUCAAGGAGUGGUAUAUAGGCGGCACGCAACCGGCGACUUGCACAGUUCAGCCGAGAACGCCCAGUCACCCAGUCAUGAAGUUCUUCCUGAUCGCCGCCCUGGCCGCCGUGGCCGCCGCCCAGCACGGCAACAGCUACGGACACGACGAGUACGACGCAAAAACGCCGUACGCGUACGACUACGCCGUGCACGACCCGCACUACGGCGCCCAGUUCAACAAGAAGGAGACCAGUGACGGCGGCAACGUCGAGGGCUCCUACAGCGUCGUGCUACCCGACGGCCGUACCCAGCACGUCAAGUACUACGCCGACCACUACGGCGGCUUCAACGCCGACGUGUCCUACGCGGGCUACGCCCAGUACCCGGAGCACCACGCGCCCGCCUACAAGGCAGCUCCUGCCUACAAGCCCGCCCCCGCCUACAAGCCCGCUCCUGCCUACCACGAGCCCGCCUACAAGCCCGCCUACAAGCCGGUCCACAAGCCCGCCUACACGCCUACCUACAAGGCCGCUCCCCUCUACAAGCCGGUCUACUAAGUCGCUCAAUUGAAACGGCUCAUUGAGAGAAACGCAUAUAUAGUUUCACGGUCAUAUGUAGGAUGUUUAACCCGCGCCCUGGUGGGGUGUGUUUAACAGUCUUUCAAGCUGCGUUAUGUAGCUGAUAUUUUCAAUUUUGUACAUAAAGUCUAUAUGAUGUUUGUAAUUGCAUGAGAAAUGUACCUGAUAUGUCCGAUACACCUGAUGUGUAAACUUCCAAAUGUGUCGCAGUCAUUCCUAGCUUGCCGUGUGUCUUCCGUUUGUCUGUUACCUAUAAUUCGUGUUCAACGUUUGAUGCAAU
Molecule: messenger RNA, 1048 nt
Organism: Amphibalanus amphitrite
Lineage: Eukaryota; Metazoa; Arthropoda; Thecostraca; Balanomorpha; Balanidae
Product: cuticle protein 7-like
Exons: 3
Coding region: 286-747 (153 amino acids)
Cellular component (GO): extracellular matrix
Source: RefSeq, a predicted model, not a curated record